Molecule: messenger RNA, 1842 nt
Organism: Sitodiplosis mosellana (orange wheat blossom midge)
Lineage: Eukaryota; Metazoa; Arthropoda; Insecta; Diptera; Cecidomyiidae
Product: N-acetylglucosamine-6-phosphate deacetylase
Exons: 5
Coding region: 347-1561 (404 amino acids)
Biological process (GO): N-acetylglucosamine catabolic process
Molecular function (GO): N-acetylglucosamine-6-phosphate deacetylase activity
Source: RefSeq, a predicted model, not a curated record
CGACAGUUCUUUCCGAAUGUGAACACACAUUCGUUGUUUGUUUACUGUCAACUCUUGAAAAUUACGUAAACAAAAUUUGUAAAUGAAUUCAAUGUUCAGGUCAUCAGUUUAAGUUUUGUGCUUAAUUCCAUAGAGAGACACAGGAAAAAAAGAGAAUUCACACUACACUACAUUUACAAGGCUAGCAAAUAAAUGCGGUUAUCGUUGUAAAUGAUAAGAAACACAGACACAAAAACGAUGACAUCGUCUUUUGUUCUGUGAAACUUGUCUUUGUGAUCAAUCAAAUGAUUGAUGCAUUGUUCAUUCGGAGCAUUCAUUUCCAGUCAGUUCAGUAGUUCGUCUCACAAUGACGGCCGCUGUGUAUUCGCGUGACGAAAUUAUUCAAUUUCGAAAUUGUCGACUAAUUCGCAAUCAUCAAAUCAUUGUCGACGAUUUGUGGAUACAAAAUGGUAAAAUUAUCAAUCCAGAGCCUAUAUUCUUCGAAAAAAAAAUCUGCUCACAUCGACAAAUUGACUGCAGUGGAGCGUUAAUCGCGGCCGGGUUCAUUGACAUCCAAAUAAACGGUGGAUUCGGUAUCGAUUUCGCCAAUAACACAGCAAAUAUAGAAGAAGGCAUUGAAACGGUCGCAAAAGGUUUAUUAGCCCAUGGUGUUACAUCAUUUUGUCCAACACUAGUGACCUCGUUACCUAAAAUCUACCAUGAUAUUCUUCCACGUAUCAAAAAGACGAACGGAGGAGCAAAAGGUGCAAAUAUUCUUGGAGUUCAUUUAGAAGGGCCGUUCAUUAAUCUGGAGAAAAAAGGCGCACAUGAACCGAAAUGCAUUCGCGAUUUUGAUAAUGGAUUUUCCACUGUACUUGAAACAUAUGGAACGCUGGAUAAUGUUGCCAUAAUAACAUUAGCGCCAGAAAAAGAAAAUGCAUUGAAAGUGAUUGAAGAAUUAACUGCCAGAAAUAUUACAGUGUCUGUUGGACACUCUAUGGCCAAUUUGGAGGAAGGUGAAGCUGCCAUUAAACAUGGAUCGAAAUUGAUAACACAUCUGUUCAAUGCAAUGUUACCGUUUCAUCAUCGCGAUCCAGGUCUAGUCGGGCUAUUGACAUCUGAUCAACUUUCCGAAUCGGAAACGGUUUACUAUGGAAUCAUUGCAGAUGGAAUACAUACGCAUCCAGCGGCAUUGAGAAUCGCAUAUCGUGCCAAUAAGGAAGGUUUAAUCUUAGUAACUGAUGCCAUUUCACCUUUCGGCUUGAAAGAUGGUGAACAUCAUAUCGGCCAAAUGCGUAUACGAAUAAAAAAUGGCAUGGCUCAAAUUGCCGAAACAAACACAUUGUGCGGUAGCAUUGCUUCAAUGGAUGAAUGCAUACGGAUUUUUAAGAGAUCCACAGGUUGUUCGACUGUGUUCGCAAUUGAGGCGGCCACUUUGCACCCGGCCAAGUGUUUAGGCAUCGAGAAAUCUAAAGGAACCUUAGAUUUUGAUGCUGAUGCUGACUUUGUUAUGCUCAACGAUGACUUAAGCGUUCGAUCCACAUGGAUCGCCGGCAAUCAAGUGUAUUCUGCCACACAUUAACCAGGUACAACAAUUUUAAUGGACGAAAUAAAAUCAAAUACCAGAUUUUUGAUUGUUUUGUAUGAAUUUUAAAUAAAUAUCCGUUUUAUUUCCAUUUUUAUAAAGAAAAAGAAACAAAAAAUCUGUAGAUUUACAUCAUUGCAUCAAAAGUUGCUUAUACAAAUAAAAUAAAACGUAAUGAAUGAAAUAAAUUUAAGCUUGCUUUUUUAUUUUGGAAACAAACACAGAGUUAAACUUUUGCUUGACAUUUUGAUUUUCGUUCAUACAAGUGUUUAUUUACA